AUGGCUUCCUCAUUCUUCAAUAAUAAGGCCCAUGCCGCCGCCGUUGCAGCAUCCAGCAGCUCCAAGGCCAAGGCUGGCGACAACAAGGAAGACUCGGCUCGUCUCCAGCCAUGGGUUGAGAAAUAUCGCCCCAAGACCCUAGACGAUGUCGCCGCGCAAGACCACACAACAAAAGUCCUCCAGCGCACCCUGCAAGCUUCCAACCUCCCCCACAUGCUCUUCUACGGACCCCCAGGAACAGGAAAAACAUCUACUAUCCUCGCUCUAGCCAAAUCCCUCUUCGGACCCGCCCUUUACCGCUCCCGCAUCUUGGAACUGAACGCCUCCGACGAGCGCGGCAUCGGCAUCGUCCGCGACAAAGUAAAGAACUUUGCCCGAGCCCAGCUCUCCCAACCAACAGGCCUAGACGCCGCCUACCGCGCCCAAUACCCAUGCCCACCCUUCAAAAUCAUCAUCCUGGACGAAGCCGAUAGCAUGACACAAGAUGCGCAGUCUGCGCUGCGCCGCACGAUGGAGCAGUACAGUCGCAUUACGCGUUUCUGUCUGGUGUGCAACUAUGUCACGCGCAUUAUUGAGCCGCUUGCUAGUCGGUGCAGUAAGUUCCGCUUCAAGAUGCUGGAUAAUAGUGCGGCUGGGUCGCGGAUUGCGGGCAUUGCUGAGGCUGAGGGACUGACACUUGAUGAUGGGGUUAUUGAUACGCUUAUUCGGUGUGGUGAGGGUGAUUUGCGUCGUGCUAUUACUUAUUUGCAGAGUGCGGCGCGGUUGGUUGGUGCUACUAAACCUGCUGCCGGUAAAAAUGGCGAUGAUGAUGCUGAGAUGACUGACGCUGGGAGUGAGAGUCACAUUAUUACUGUGCGGAGUAUUGAGGAGAUUGCUGGUGUUGUGCCUGAGAGUAUUCUUGAUUCCCUUGUGCAGGCUAUGGAGCCUAAGAAGGGUGUAUCGUCUUAUGAAGCUGUUUCUGGUGUUGUUACGGAUCUUGUUGCUGAUGGGUGGAGUGCUACUCAGCUUCUUAGUCAGCUCUACCGGCGUGUUGUCUUCAGCGAGGCAAUCCCCGAUAUUCAAAAGAAUAAGAUCGUCAUGCUCUUCUCCGAGAUGGAUAAGCGCUUGGUCGACGGAUCUGACGAGCACUUGUCCAUGCUGGAUCUGGCACUGCGGAUUUCCGGUAUCCUGAGUGGAAAUUGA
Messenger RNA from Penicillium canescens, 1182 nucleotides. Its product is annotated as replication factor C subunit 2. The record is from RefSeq and is a predicted model, not a curated record. Gene Ontology annotation, cellular component: DNA replication factor C complex; nucleus. The transcript has 4 exons. Lineage: Eukaryota; Fungi; Ascomycota; Eurotiomycetes; Eurotiales; Aspergillaceae. The coding region runs from base 1 to 1182 and encodes 393 amino acids. Gene Ontology annotation, molecular function: DNA binding; ATP hydrolysis activity; DNA clamp loader activity. Gene Ontology annotation, biological process: DNA repair; DNA-templated DNA replication.